Molecule: messenger RNA, 481 nt
Organism: Diorhabda carinulata
Lineage: Eukaryota; Metazoa; Arthropoda; Insecta; Coleoptera; Chrysomelidae
Product: cytochrome c oxidase subunit 6C-like
Exons: 3
Coding region: 165-413 (82 amino acids)
Source: RefSeq, a predicted model, not a curated record
CCAAUAUUUGAUUAAAUUAUAUAAUAAUAUUUGCUUUCGUUCAGGAAAUAACGCAGACUCGAAAUAACCCAUUUCGUUGUAUUAUUUCAGUUGCUAUUUCAUAUCAUACGAAUCAUUUUGUUACGUGUUCUUGGUGGAAUCAUUGAAGCUUGAUUAUAGCAAAAAUGUCAGAACUACCAGAACGCAUUCCCAAACCUCAAAUGCGUGGACUACUUCACAGCCUGAUAAAAAAAAAUUUAAUUUUGACUGGAAUAUCGGUAUUGAUAGCAGGAGGUUAUAUGAGAUUUGUUUACGGAGAUGGAAACAAGAGAGCUUAUGCUAACUUCUACCUUAAUUAUGACGCCGAAAAAGAAUUCCACACAAUGAGAAAGAAAGGACUUUUUGAUUCUUGUGAUCCAGACGAUGAUGAGUAAUAAGCUGAAAUAUCUUAUUCAUUCAAUGUUAAAAAAUUAAUGUAAUACAUUUAAUUUAUGUAAUGAAA